AUGUUUGAUGCGGCUAUGGAAGCAGCAAAGGAUAUUCAAAAUUCGGUCGUACUCUUCAAUUUUCUCAUUGAAGAUCUCCAGAGGACAGUUCGGGUUCCUGUUGUUAUUUGCAUAGACCAAUAUAAUGCGUUCCUUGUGGAUCAUGAGGCAGUUCUGGAGUAUAACAAGGCGCCGACCACUAUAUCAUGGGGAAGCAAUCCUAUUGGUAGGAUAUUCUCCGACUGGAAUAACUUCAAUGUCCAACGAGGUGCCGUCCUAUUUGCCUUCACAUCUUCCUAUCAUGGCGGUAAAACAGCAAUUGAUGGAAACUCGAGACUAUUUACACGUAUUUCACCCUACAACAACGAUGAAUGGGCUAAAAUGACCAAUCGUUUCACAGACAGUUUGCCUCCCGAUACUGGUUUCCUAAGGAACUUUGUCGGUGGUAUACCUAGAGAACUCGGCCGCUUCAUGAAGAUUUGGGAUAAGGAACGUCAUAAUGGGGUAGACAACGUGAUGAAACUUUAUACUAAGGAUGCAACAGAUUAUUUGUUGGAUAAGAAGAGAAUGAAAGAAGAUGUCAAGGAAAGCACCGUAUUUGCAGCAAAAAUUUUUAUGGGAUCACCUAUGGAUGAUGUACCAGAUUCGUGGGAAAAUUCUGGGAUGGCAAUAUUUAAAGCGUUUGACGACAGCCACACAAAAAAUGCCAUCAGCAUAUUGAGAGGGGAUAAAACGAUAAGCUGGCAGGUGCUAGAGCUCUGUGUGCAACAUCGCUUUCGGAUGGCAGCUAUGAGUGCCAAUAUUGUUGAAAUGGAGUAUAUGGAUCUAACACAAAAAAAAGAAAAAGAAAAAAUUCAAAUAUCUGCCCAAAACAUCAUCAUUCAUAACGAUAUUCCUGUCGAGCUUCCGACCAUUCAUCCAGGAACAGUUUAUAUUUGUUGGCGAGACGCAGCUGUGGUCGAUUUUUUUAUUUACAAUCAUGAUUGCAAGAAGAUAUUUCUACAAGUAUCCGAACAACCUUAUGCAAAGCACAAAACUAAACUUCCCGAUCUAUUUACCACCACCAUAACCCGUCAUAACCUUUCUGUUUACGACUUUUUUUCAAAAUGCAUUGACGAGACAUAUGAUCCAUCAGAUCGAAAUUCCCUGGACGAGAAUGAUUAUUAUGUUUAUUUGACUACUAGUGACAUCCUUCUAAGUCAGGAUCAGGUCUUAUCUCUUAUUCCACCUAAUCUUGAAUACUCCAAUGAACUGAGUUCUAGUAGAGCAACGACAAAAGGAGAAUUUACAGCGCCUUCAGACUUGAUUUUAUGGAGAGAAUUUUUUGAUGAAGUGGCUUUAUGUUCCUUUGGACAACAACAAAAAUAUCAAGAACCGAAUUUCCGCGAAUUCGAUAUGGUUGCUAAUGAAGAAUCAGUUCGGAUGGCCAUGGAUCAUAACAUCUUUCACGUCCUGAAUGGAGUAAUGAAAGAUGAAGAAAUUGUAUUCACAAAUCAAUGUCUCGGUAAUACGGUUGGGGUGCCAGACUUUAUUGGCAAAAAAGGGGAUCAACUCAUACUGACAAUAGAAGUCAAAAAAGAAUGUAUUUUGCCUCUUGGUGAUCGAACAUUUCCCGAUUAUUAUGCUGUUGAUUCUACAGCACGAACGGUUAUAUCACAAGCAUAUACGUAUAUGGCUAGUAACAGACUUCGAUAUGGUGUACUAACAACGUAUCAUCAACACUGGUUUCUAAGGCGACAAGAAGGAUCCAAAAUAUUAUCUAUUUCCAAAACACUCAAUCUUCAAUCUGAUAACCCUAUGGUGCUAAAAGCAUAUGCGUAUCUUGCAAAGCAGGCAAAGGAACAACAUUUCUGUGAACAUCCUGAUGUUAUGAUUGGGUCGCCGAAUGAAAAUUCUCAAUCGGAACCACCACAAAGAUAUCCGUUUCGUCCACGUAAGAACAAUUCUAACAGCGCUCCGCAAGAAAGAACGGAACCGCAGGGCUCAGGGAACUUUCAGUCUGGCAAUUUCGUCGGGGAAUAUCUGGGUUAUGGCAGGAGUGGAACUACGUUCA
Messenger RNA from Paraglomus brasilianum, 2032 nucleotides. NCBI's taxonomy places the organism in Eukaryota, Fungi, Glomeromycota, Glomeromycetes, Paraglomerales, Paraglomeraceae. The record is from the annotation of a GenBank genome assembly.